AUGGGGGAAACCAAGAUCAAGGUACUAUUCAAAUAUGAGAGGCUGAUCAACUUCUGCGUUUAUUGUGGACAUCUAGGACAUGUGGAUAAAACCUGUGACCAAAGAGCAGCAGAUAUUACAACAGGGAAGCUAAAGGAAAGUCUUUAUGGAGAAUGGCUGAGAGCAGCAGACAUAUACCAUCCCUCCCCAUCAAGCCUAUCUACAGCUUCUUACCCAAACAAUAACAUUGAAACCAAUCAACCAUCUCCCAACCCAAGUAACCAGAGUAACAGUCAACCCAUGGAAUCCAAUAAUAUCCCUAAAUCCCCAAAUAUCCCAAAUUCAAAACACAACCAAAACCUAACAAAUAAUCAGAACCUAGCCCAACACCCUAUUCCCAUUGAAAAGCUGAUUACAACGGCUGAGAAAGAUGUCCACCUACAAGAUGCUGAACCCAUAACCCAAACCAGAGACAUGGACACAGACAACCAGUCUCCACCCCUUGUUCAACAACAGUUAGUGUCAGUUUGUCAAGAAACACCUUCUCUUAUUCAGAGUUCUCAAGAUAUAACAGGGAUGAGGAAAAACUGGAAAAGGAAAAUGCAAUCAAAUACAAAGACAAAAGCAGAAACAAAUUUAAAGCAAUCAACAGGGAAAAGAACCAUAUCAGAACUCUGGGACUUUGAGAACAGGACUAAGAUACCAAGUCAGGAAUGGAAGAAAUGUCCACAUCUGGAACCACCCAUGGGUCCCAGGUAUACCAGACUUGAAGCCAACAGGGAAACAGCCAAGGAACUCUGA
Messenger RNA from Striga asiatica, 780 nucleotides. The record is from the annotation of a GenBank genome assembly. Lineage: Eukaryota; Viridiplantae; Streptophyta; Magnoliopsida; Lamiales; Orobanchaceae.